GGCCCGGACAGCUCCAAGACUUACCUGACAGGAAGCAAUCCAGGAGGUGGUGGCAGCAGGAGCAGCAGCAGCAAGCAGCCCCGGGCUACCUUGACACAUUCUAUGCUCCAAGUGGUCCUUCAUAUUGGGUGCACGUUGAGGUGUUGUUGACCACAAACCACACUGAAGACCCACCCACCUGAAGAUCCGCCUCUCCUUCUGGGCCAGACCCAAACUGGUGACUAACUGACCAAGAUUCCUGAGCCCCUGCUGCUUCUGAAGUUACCCUGAUGUGGGCCCUACCUCCCACUUGCUUUCUGAUCCUGCUGUGGCUAUGCCAGGCCCCACCAAGUUGCCAACAGUCAUUGGGAUCCCUUAAGCUUCGGCUAGUGGGUGCUGGGAGCCAGCCUGAAGAGGGUCGCCUGGAGGUGCUGCACGAGGGUCAGUGGGGCACCGUGUGUGAUGAUGACUUCAGCCUCCCGGAGGCCAACGUGGCCUGCCGCCAGCUUGGCUUUGAGUCUGCUCUGACAUGGGCACACAGUGCCAAGUAUGGUCAAGGCGAAGGCCACAUCUGGAUGGAUAAUGUGCGUUGUGUGGGCACGGAGAACUCCCUGGCAGAGUGCAGGUUCAACGGCUGGGGUAUCAGUGACUGUAGCCACUCUGAAGACGUCGGGGUCGUGUGCCACCCCCAGCGCUUGCCUGGCCACCGCUCAGAGAGGCCAUCCCAGACCCUGGGGCCACAGGGACAGCGGCUGGAGGAGGUACGGAUCAAGCCCGUGCUGGCCAGUGCAAAACGGCAGAGUCCCAUCUUGGAGGGUGCUGUGGAGGUGAGAUACGAUGGUCACUGGCGGCAGGUGUGUGACGAGGGCUGGACCAUGAACAACAGCAGAGUGGUCUGCGGGAUGCUGGGCUUCCCCAGUGAGGUGCCAGUCAACACCCAUUUCUACAGGAAACUCUGGAAUAUGAAGAUGAAGGACCCCAAAUCCAGGCUGAGGAACCUGACCAAGAAGAAUUCCUUUUGGAUCCACAGGGUGAACUGCCUGGGGACUGAGCCCCACAUGGCUAAAUGCCAAAUGCAGGUGUCCCCACCAAAGGGCAAGUUGCGGCCAGCCUGCCCCACAGGCAUGCAUGCCGUGGUCAGCUGUGUGGCAGGACCACGCUUCCGCCACCCCAAGGGAAAGCCCCGCCGCAAGGAGGAGGCCCAGGUGCGGCUCCGGGCUGGGGCCCAGGUGGGUGAGGGCCGGGUAGAAGUGUUGAUGAAUGGCCAGUGGGGCACCGUCUGUGACCACAAGUGGAACUUGAUCUCAGCCAGUGUCCUGUGUCGCCAGCUAGGCUACGGCUCUGCCAGGGAGGCCCUCUUUGGGGCUCAGCUGGGACAAGGGCUGGGACCCAUCCACCUGAGAGAAGUGCAGUGCAGUGGGUAUGAAAGGGUCCUCAGUGAUUGCCCCGCUCAUGAUGCAGCUCAGAGCGGCUGUCGGCAUGAGAACGAUGCCGCCGUCAGAUGCAAUAUCCCCAACAUGGACUUCCAGAAACAGAUCCGAUUGGCUGGGGGGCGCAGUCCAGAGGAGGGCGUGGUGGAGGUCCUAGUGGAGAUGAAUGGGGCCCUUCGAUGGGGAGCUGUGUGUAGUGACCUCUGGGGACUCAGUGAAGCCAUGGUGGCCUGUAGGCAGCUUGGUAUGGGCUUCGCCAGCCAUGCCAUCCAGGACACUUGGUACUGGCAGGGCACUCCAGGGGCUGGCAAGGUGGUGAUGAGUGGGGUUCGCUGCUCGGGCACAGAGCUGGCUCUACAGCAAUGUCAGCGGCAUGGGCCCGUACACUGCUCCCACGGCGUUGGCCGCUUCUCAGCAGGAGUCACCUGUACAGAUAGUGCCCCAGACCUGGUGAUGAAUGCACAAUUGGUACAAGAGACAGCCUACCUAGAGGACCGCCCACUGAGUCUGCUGUACUGUGCCCAUGAGGAAAACUGUCUCUCCAAGUCAGCUGACCACAUGGAGUGGCCCUAUGGGCACCGCCGCCUGCUUCGAUUUUCUUCCCAAAUCCACAACCUUGGCCGGGCAGACUUCCGACCUAAGACUGGGCGCCAUAGCUGGAUCUGGCACCAGUGCCAUAGGCACUACCACAGCAUUGAAGUCUUCACCCACUAUGACCUUCUUACUCUCAAUGGCUCCAAGGUUGCUGAAGGACACAAGGCUAGCUUUUGUCUAGAGGACACCAACUGUCCUACAGGACUACAGAAGCGUUAUGCCUGUGCCAACUUUGGAGAGCAGGGGGUAACUGUGGGCUGCUGGGACACCUAUCGUCAUGAUAUUGACUGCCAGUGGGUGGACAUUACAGAUGUGCGUCCUGGGGACUAUAUCUUCCAGGUGGUUGUAAAUCCCAAAUUUGAGGUGGCUGAGUCAGAUUUCUCCAAUAACAUGAUGCGGUGCCGAUGCAAGUACGAUGGGCAUCGAGUCUGGCUGCAUGGCUGUCACACAGGUGAUGCCUAUGGAGCCAACACAGAAGCAGCCUUGGAACAGCAGCAGCGACUAGUGAACAACCUCAUCUGAGGUCCUGGCCAUAACCGUCCACCUGCUGCCCGAACACCAGAUACCUCAGCUUACUGGAGCCAGAGCCCUCGUGGAGCUUCAGCCUCCUGAGGAGAGGACAGUGCCCAGAAGCAACAAGAAUAUGCUCAGGGAGCCUUGGAAGGAGAAAAUGCCAAACCAGGAUGUGCACAGCUCCCUAAAGAUGGCAUUAGGCUUGGACCUUUGUCACAUGGAGCCUGAGGAUGCCAAGCCCUGAGUCUUUCUCAGAGCCACCUUUCCCUGGACUCUGUGCCACCGGCUGUGCCCGCAGCUCCACAGACUCUUACCUUCGUGGGAUGGCCAGGAGCCCCUACUCUACGGUGCUUUGUCUAUUUUGCAGUGGCACUGGGGAGAAGCCAACAGAAGUCUAAUGGAAUAAACUGUUCUUUGUUAGCAGUUCAAGCAACACAGCUUGAGUAAAAGUCAACAGUGACGUAUAAGUCAACAUGGUCAUAGAAAUCAGUGGAUUUGGUCCCACGCUUUGCACCAUCCACAGCUUUCCAUCCGCUCUCUUCCCUGCACCACUGCCCAGUCUUCUUUUUGGAUCCUCACCCACACUUAGCUACGUGUCUAUGGGUCCCAUUUCCCUGGCAACUUAGGUCUCAGGUUACCACUAGUGCCUGCUGUCUGUGAGGAUGUAUAUAUAGGUCACACAGAACAAUGGCCUGAAAAAACACAGAGGACAGUAAAAUCUGGGCUCUAGGGCAUGCCAAGGGUCUUUGCACCAAAGAAUGAUGUCUGUCAUCAAUACACUUGCCUCAGGGUCACUCUGUCUCAGGAUUGGCCUCUGGUCUAGUUUAAUUCCAGGUCUGAACAAGGUCUCUAGAGUGAACUUCAUAAU
Molecule: messenger RNA, 3384 nt
Organism: Trichosurus vulpecula (common brushtail)
Lineage: Eukaryota; Metazoa; Chordata; Mammalia; Diprotodontia; Phalangeridae
Gene: LOXL4
Product: lysyl oxidase like 4
Exons: 16
Coding region: 270-2525 (751 amino acids)
Biological process (GO): peptidyl-lysine oxidation
Cellular component (GO): membrane
Molecular function (GO): copper ion binding; protein-lysine 6-oxidase activity
Source: RefSeq, a predicted model, not a curated record